AUGAACACGUCGCCGGGUUCGACACCGCCGCCAGGUCCUGGAAAUUGCUCAGGUUCUUCGGGAGGAAAUGGAUCUCAAGGACCUCAGGCAGCACAAGGAGCUCAAGCAGCAGAUGGCACUGGUCCCCGUGCUUUCCAGUUCCGAACAUUUUAUGAGCAGCAGCAACAACAACUCUUUGCUGGAGCCAGAAACGAUGUCAUAACCUUCGGUAAGCCCUACUACUUGAAUCCCAAUGAAGCACUGAAUCAAUCCAUAGGAUCAGAGGUCUUCGAUGGUAGUAAUUACACUAUGUGGAGUCGUUCAAUGAUUAUGGGUUUGAAGAUGAAACACAAACUGGGUUUCAUAGAUGGUUCCAUUCCUAUGCCUCCUAGAACAAGUCCAAAUUUCAUAUUGUGGGAUGGUUGUAACAUUGCUGUACUGUCUUGGAUUCUCAACUCCUUGAACAAAGAUAUAAGGAGAUCUGUUAUGAGUCAUGUGAAUGCCAGGGUUCUAUGGGAGGAAUUGAAAAGAAGAUAUGCAAAACCAAAUGCAAUUAGGAUCAUUAAUUUGGAGGAUGAUAUUCACAAAUGCAAGCAAGGAGCUCAAACCAUAAAUCAAUAUUACACAGAGAGAUCAAAGGAUUAUGGGAAGAAAGCUGUUGAUGAUUUAUUACUGUAUGAGCAGAAGCUGAAAGGAGAGAAAGGGAACACUAGGAAGAAGGCACAGAGUGUUGCCUUAGCAGCAGGAGCACCACCUCAGGAAUCAGGGCAGAGAGGUCAAGGAAGAAAAUAUUGUAUCUAUUGUAAAAGACCUGGACAUGUUGUUGAUGAGUGCUGGAGAGCAAAAAGGAAGAAGGAAGCUGAUUCAAGCAGUAAUUCUGGAGGAUCUCAAACAAAUGCACAAAGGUUUGCAGGAUCAGUCUCUCAAGCAAGCUCAGGAGAUUCUUCCACUGCGGUAAGCUAUAACAGUGAUACACCAUAUGGAACUCCUGAUGAUUGGUUUAGCAAAAGAGAAUAG
Linum trigynum is the source of this 996-nucleotide messenger RNA. The record is from the annotation of a GenBank genome assembly. Lineage: Eukaryota; Viridiplantae; Streptophyta; Magnoliopsida; Malpighiales; Linaceae.